Molecule: messenger RNA, 945 nt
Organism: Babesia microti strain RI
Lineage: Eukaryota; Apicomplexa; Aconoidasida; Piroplasmida; Babesiidae
Product: protein phosphatase 2 (formerly 2A), catalytic subunit
Exons: 4
Coding region: 1-945 (314 amino acids)
Biological process (GO): peptidyl-serine dephosphorylation; mitotic cell cycle
Cellular component (GO): cytosol
Molecular function (GO): protein serine/threonine phosphatase activity
Source: RefSeq, a predicted model, not a curated record
AUGGAAUCCAGCAUAACAAAUAUCGCAUCAUCAAUCCUCUCUCUAGACAAAUCAAUUUCAACACUUUUGGACGGCAAAUUCCUUUCAGAGUGUGCAGUUCAGGAGCUUUGUAAUGCGGCUAAAUCGAUAUUGUUGCAAGAAAGUAACGUCCAUUUAGUUCGCACCCCAGUUACCGUGGUUGGUGACAUUCAUGGCCAAUUCUACGACUUAAAGGAACUGUUUAAUAUUGCAGGAUCCUCGCCGGAGACUAAUUAUUUAUUUCUGGGAGAUUAUGUGGAUAGGGGAUAUUAUUCUGUUGAAUCUGUUUCUCUUAUUGUAGCAUUAAAAGUUCGUUAUAGUGACAGGGUUUGUAUAAUACGGGGAAAUCAUGAAUGUAGACAAAUCACCCAAGUGUAUGGUUUCUACGAUGAAUGUUUGCGUAAAUAUGGCAAUUCAAAUGUAUGGAGAUACUUUACUGAUAUGUUUGAUUAUUUACCAUUGAGUGCCAUAAUUGAGGAUCGCAUUUUUUGUCCACAUGCAGGGCUGAGCCCCAGCAUUGAUACUUUGGAUCAUGUAAGAAAACUUAAUCGUAUUCAAGAGAUUCCACAUGAGGGUCCUAUGUGCGAUUUGCUUUGGUCAGAUCCGGAAGAGCGUACUGGCUGGGGGCUAAGCCCUCGAGGUGCUGGUUUCACUUUUGGUUAUGAUAUAUCCAACGCCUUUAACCACACAAACGGAUUGCAAGUUAUUGUACGUGCUCACCAGCUUGUAAUGGAGGGGUAUAGUUGGUCUCAGGAUUGCAAUGUAUUAACCCUGUUUUCAGCCCCAAAUUAUUGCUAUAGGUGUGGGAAUAAGGCGGCGAUUAUGGAUGUGGACGAAUCUUUUGGCUUUCAAUUCACUCAGUUUGAUCCUUCGCUGGAGAGAGGAUCGCUCAAUAUUACUAAGAAAAUUCCCGACUAUUUUUUAUAA